AUGACGAACACCGUAAAGCCAGAGUUUACUCUUCGAACCGGUAUCUACCCAGCGAUUAACCCUGACCUUUUUAAUGGUUCCUUGGAAGGUAAAGUCGCGCUGGUGACUGGCUCGGGGAGGGGUAUUGGACGUGAGAUUGCACUAGCUCUUGCAAGCUCCGGUGCGGCUGUUGCCAUUUCCGGGCGAACGAAAAAGGAAGUCGAAGAUACCACGAGCGAUGUGGCGAAGCUUGGACGCAAAUGUAUUGGUGUGAUCGCCGACAUCUGUGUGCGAGAAGAUCUGGACCGUCUGGUUAAAGAGGUAGUUGAAAAACUCGGUGCGAUCGAUAUCCUUAUUUGUAAUGCCGGCACAAACACGUUCAUGCCAUUCCACAUGACGGACCCAGACGAAUGGUGGCGCCAGAUGGAAUUGAUGGUCAAGUCGCCUACCGAGUUAACACGAAUGAUUCUACCUUCAAUGCAAGAGCGCAACUCCGGGGUUAUUAUCUACACCUCAUCCCGCGCCGCAGCAGCCGAUCUGCCCUGGACAGCGGCAUAUGGUUGCGCAAAAACGGGGAUUACACGCUUUGCCGGCGUUUUACAGGCGGAACUCAAUUUAUUGCAGAAGGGUACAUUUGGCUUCCCUUCCAACGGCAUUUCCGUAUUUUCAAUCCAUCCAGGAGAGGUCAAGACCUCUCUUCAUGAAACGGCUUUCCCAGAGAAGACCAAGAAAGAAGCUCCUUAUGUCAUUGAGAUGAUGGCAAAGCUCUCCAAGUUGCAUCCCGACUUUAAGGCAGAGUUAGCCGCUUGGACUUGUGUUUAUCUCUGCUCUGGAAAUGGCAAGGAAUUGGAAGGGCGUCUUGUUGAUUGUACGAGGGAUAUUGAUGAAGUUAAAGCCUAUGUCUCCAGCUUACCCCCGGCAAAAAUUGGCAAUUCCUGUGGUUAA
Messenger RNA from Penicillium cataractarum, 924 nucleotides. RefSeq names its product SDR family NAD(P)-dependent oxidoreductase. Gene Ontology annotation, molecular function: oxidoreductase activity. The transcript is spliced from 2 exons. The coding region runs from base 1 to 924 and encodes 307 amino acids. Lineage: Eukaryota; Fungi; Ascomycota; Eurotiomycetes; Eurotiales; Aspergillaceae. The record is from RefSeq and is a predicted model, not a curated record.